This is a messenger RNA of Sceloporus undulatus (fence lizard), 5218 nucleotides long. It is a transcript of the gene PHAF1, whose product is annotated as phagosome assembly factor 1. Bases 1491 to 2762 code for a protein of 423 amino acids. Gene Ontology annotation, cellular component: trans-Golgi network; dendrite; synaptic vesicle membrane. Gene Ontology annotation, biological process: Golgi to plasma membrane protein transport. Lineage: Eukaryota; Metazoa; Chordata; Lepidosauria; Squamata; Phrynosomatidae. The record is from RefSeq and is a predicted model, not a curated record. The transcript has 18 exons.
ACUACUCUAGGCUUUUGUAGGUCCUCAAGCAUGAUUCUGUGACUAACCUCUGGCAGAUGCUGACCAUAGAAUUGUACUGGAGGAGCUGGAGAUUCCUAGAGAGAUGUUCUCAGGUAAAAAGAAUACAAUCGUCCCUCCCUUUGCACAGAUUUUGCACCCGCGUCCCUUGCUUACUUGUGAGGGGCAAACGGAGGGACUUAAAAUGGGGAGCGUGCCCCUAUUCAAGCCAAUAGUAACCCCAGCGAAUGUGGAGGGACCACUGUACUGAAUGAUCUUGGAGAUGGGACCCAAGUCUAAACAGGAAAUCUGUAAAUACCUGACAAACAUUUGUUAUUGUGUGCCCUCAAGUCGUUUCUGAUUUAUGGCGACCUUAAGGCAAACCUACGAAAAUGUUGUUUUCUUGGCAAGAUUUGUUCAGAGGAGGUUUGCCUUUGCCUUCCUCCGAAGCUGAGAGAGUGUGACUUGCCCAAGGGCACCCAGUGGGUUUCAUGGCUGAGUGGGGAAUCGAACCUAGUCCCCAGAGUCCUAAUGCAACACUCAAACCACUGUGCUACGCUGGCUCUCCAUAUAAACAUACCCUGAAUUUUAUACAUAAUGUUUUUAAUAAUGUGCAUGAACCAUUGAAAAGGAAAGACGUCACUCUCUCAGCCACCCGUGACAAUUCUUUAGGAACAUUUCAAGAGUUUGUAAUUCUGUAUAUAAAGCAGACUCACCCUGUGCUAUGAGGGUGCCGGCAGUAUUGGACGGUAUGUGUGGGUUUGGGACAUCCGUCCCUAUUGCUAAGUUGGGAUUCUUCUUGAGGGUCUUAUCUGGAGAGAUUUCCACAAUGGGCAGAGUUUCUGAGUGGCCUAUCUCAAUUGUUUGAAGGGGGCUUAACCUUAAAGAAGGGAUGACCUGCCCUUUUUACCCUUUGCACCCUGUCCACUUUAUUUAAAUCUCAAAUGUUGGGGGUGUUUGGAAAGUUGUUGCAUUUUCUACAAAAGAAGUCCUCCUCCAUUCUUUGCACAGUCUGUUCCUUAUGACAGGAGUGGGGAGAAACAGAAGGGGUAUCCCAAGCUUUGGCAGGGAGAGAAUCAAUAUAGCUCACUUUUGUUCCUGGCAGAGGGACAAGGCAGAGGUAAAAACAGGCCGGUUUAUAUGCCUCUCGGUUCUCGAAGCAUUUAUCCUGGAUGUCUGUUGUUGAAUAUGGAUGUAACCUCAAAGUAGUACGAUGGAAAGGAAAGAUACAGGCCCAAGUAGCCUGAUCCUGCCCAGGCUUGCAUAAUAUAAUUCAUGUGUAUACUUGAAGCUUUGAAUGUUUACAAGAUUGUGGAAUCUUAUCAGUGCUGUUCCUGAACUUCAGCGAGAGAGAGAUGGAACAACUUAGUGCUGUUAAGAAUAAAGUUAUUAACCACAGCCCAUGCGGAGCAGUAGUUUCCUUGUAAAGGCCAAACAACAGCAACAUUGUGAACCUGCCGUGCGAUAACUGGGCUGUUCUUCUGCCUGGGCCAAUGCUAGAUCUGGAAGUGGUUCCCGAGCGAUCUCUUGGGAAUGAGCAAUGGGAAUUCACCUUGGGAAUGCCAUUGGCUCAGGCUGUAGCAAUUCUUCAGAAACACUGUCGUAUCAUCAAAAAUGUGCAGGUUCUCUACAGUGAGCAGUCUCCUCUUAGCCAUGACCUCAUCCUUAACCUGACUCAGGACGGAAUCAAACUGCUGUUUGAUGCUUUCAAUCAAAGACUCAAGGUGAUUGAAGUUUAUGACUUGACUAAAGUGAAGUUAAAAUAUUGUGGUGUUCAUUUUAACUCUCAGGCUAUUGCUCCAACUAUAGAACAAAUUGAUCAGUCUUUUGGAGCAACCCAUCCAGGAGUGUACAACUCUGCUGAGCAGCUAUUCCACCUCAACUUUAGAGGACUGUCUUUUUCCUUUCAGUUGGACUCAUGGACUGAGACUCCAAAAUAUGAGCCAAACUUUGCCCAUGGCCUAGCUUCUCUGCAAAUUCCCCAUGGCGCAACUGUGAAACGCAUGUACAUCUACAGUGGAAACAGCCUACAGGAUACCAAGGCUCCCCUUAUGCCCCUCAGCUGUUUCCUUGGAAAUGUGUAUGCAGAGAACGUUGAUGUUCUGCGAGAUGGAGCUGGGCCCUCAGGUUUACGGCUUCGCUUACUCACUGCAGGUUGUGGCCCUGGCGUAUUAGCAGAUGCCAAGAUGCGGGUAUUUGAGCGCUGUGUAUAUUUUGGUGAUUCGUGCCAAGAUGUUCUGAGCACUUUGGGAUCUCCUCACAAAGUUUUCUACAAGUCAGAAGAUAAGAUGAAAAUACAUUCGCCCUCUCCUCAUAAACAGGUACCUUCAAAGUGCAAUGACUACUUCUUCAACUACUUCACGCUUGGAGUGGACAUCCUUUUUGAUGCAAAUACUCACAAAGUGAAGAAAUUUGUUUUGCAUACGAAUUACCCUGGUCAUUAUAACUUCAACAUUUAUCACCGCUGUGAAUUCAGGAUCCCACUAGCUAUUAAACGAGAGAGUACCGAUUCUCAGAUGGAAACCUGCACAACUUACAGCAAGUGGGACAGUAUCCAGGAACUUCUUGGACAUCCAGUAGAAAAGCCGGUAGUACUUCACAGGUCAUCCUCUCCAAACAACACAAACCCAUUUGGAUCAACGUUUUGUUUUGGACUUCAGCGGAUGAUCUUUGAGGUGAUGCAGAAUAACCACAUUGCGUCUGUUACUCUGUACGGCCCCGCAAGACCCAGCAGCCAGUUGAAGACGUCGGACCUUCCCCAGUGAGCAAUAUCAGCUAAACGAAAUGCUACCGAUUUAGUACAGCGUGCCUUGAUUUGCUGCCACUUAUAGUAUGGGAAAGCACGGUAUGAUGGAAUAUGUGUGUGCAUGUGUGUAUGUGCGUUCCUUCAAAGCAAAACAAAAGAACCCUGUCUCUUUCUACCUACGCAUGGAAGAGAGCAGGGAAGUCCUCUUGUUGGUUCAUCGCGGGACAUGGGAUUUUGGUGGAUGUGAGUAAUCAGUGCCUGCCGCACAACUGCUAUUUUUCCUAUUGGCUGCCCUUGUCCUCUGCAACAUGGAGAUUUAUGGACUGGUUUGCUUAUUUUCCUGAGCUGGAAGAAGGAUGAGCUUAAGACAAGAGGGCACCCAAAUGACUGCAUGAGUUAGAAGCACAAACUUUCUGAGCCUUGGGGCAUCCGGAAGCCGGUAUUGGAUCUAAUUAUAUAUGUAGAUAUAUAUAUAUAUAUUUUUCCCAGUCUGUGCUUGUGAUAACUGCAAUGAUAACAGUGGUCUUGUUUCUUUUUCCUACACAAGAACAGUGUAGGUGUGUGUGUGUGUGUGUGCAUAUGCACAAACAGAACUUAUACAUAGGUGUAUAUAUAUUUUUAAAAAAUUAAGUACUUGGGUAUUUCUGUGGCUUAAGGACAUUGUACCAAAUGUGACAAGUAUGUACAUACAUGUCCGUGAUUUCAGGCACCACAUGUUUGUCUGACGUUGAAACUAGCGCAAAGCAGCAUGCGCCUAGAACUUGGUUGUAACAUUUUUUUUGCACUACAUACACUUUAAUUACUUGAUAAGGCAUUUUAAUCCUCACCGAGGAGCAUCUGUGUAUUGGGUGUGAGUGGAGGGUGCGAUGGUUUAUUUAAUUGUUUGCCACGCAUAAAGCUUAUUUAUACUGUGGGGAAGGAACCCACUUUUUUUCUGCACUAAUAUUUACUUGACAUGCUGAAGCGACUUAUUUUCUGCCAUGCCUGGUUAGUUAACGUUUUUAUACACACACACACAUAUUUACACACACACUUUACGAAAAUCAAGUGGGUUGUUCCUGUAAAUUAUGUCUUUCUUAAAGCUUUUGUUGCCAUUCCCCCCCCCCCCCCCCCCCUUUGUACUUAAAAUUCAGACCUGCAAAAGCGAACACAGUUGCAUCGCCUUGCAGCUGUGCGAUGUGUAUCGGAUUAGUAUUCCUUUCUUCCUCUUUCUUUAUCCAAUAAAAGAAGAGUUUUGGAGAGCUGGAGCACAGCCACCGGGGAACCGGUUGCGCACCAGGGUUAACAUUGAACUAAAUGGACUUUGCACGGCCUUAAUGCAAAAGAUGUUUUCUGGGAGACUUCCAUGGCACUGGUGGCUUGUGCUCCGGGUUGUUGUUGCACAUGUAGCACAUUGGAGGGAGGGGAGAGAGAAAUUGCCUCUUUUCUUCCUCCCCUCCUCGUUUUUUUUAAAAUAUCCAUGCCAAAAUGUUAGCCAAAGAGGUCCUUAAUCUAGUUUCAACAUUUCUGUACAUACUAUGUUGACGCCGCACGGCGUGCCCUCUAUCCGCCAUCAUGGCUGCUUUGAAUUAAAGAGAUCCUGCUUCACUUUUUGCAUUUCUCCCAAGCGCAGGGAGACCAAUGCGCAGCUUUCUUACCAGUCUUAUUAUGGGGGGAAAUAACCUUGUCUGUCUGUCUGUCUCGAUCAUAAUUGAAAUAGAAUCCUUUUUAAAACAAUGGCGACAGAGAGAGAGAAAAUAAAAGAGAAAUGUAUAAUUUUAUCCCAUUUUUUUAAUAUUUUGGUGUAGCGACUUGUGAUAUACAGGUAUAUAUAUAUGCAUAUAUAUAUAUAUUACAGACGACUUUUUUGUGAGUUUUGCAAAAACGUGUGUACAGUUUUUUUGUAAAUACGAAACUUCCUUUUGUAAUUUUAACUCAGUGUACAGUGUAAUCUUGUAUACAUUGUUGACAAAAAUGAGGGAUAGGUGAUUUUAGGAUGUUUUAACUACAAAGGUUUGAAUCCUGGACCAGUAGCAGGGAUAAAUGUGAUGCGUGGCAUUGGGGUGUGUGUUGUUGUGUGUGUGUGUUGCUGAGUAUGUGUGUGUGAUCUCCUCUUCUUUCUUUUUUUGCCAUUUUGUCUUCCUGUAUACUGUGACAUUCUGUACUCUUUUUACUUAAGAGGAAAUAAAGGAAAGCCCCAUGGAAAAUUCAAUGGAUAAUGGGAUAUAUGGGGGAGUGAUAAGGUUUACUUUUCUUCCUGGACGUUACCCCUCUUCUUCAUAACAAUGUCGGUUUUUUCCUAUGAUCAUUGCUUGCGGAGAAAAUUCCCCAAGACUUCUUCGUUUUCUCUUUCUUACAUGAGAAUUCUGUUUUUCAUAACCUUCCUGUAAAAUUGUACGAAAUACCUAAAAUAGCAUGUACAUUGAAAGGACAAAUAAAACGAAGCUCAGUUGCUGUGUUGUUGGAAUACAGUGGCUGGGUGUGUGUAUUUUGCAA